AUGGGUCACUCAAACCUAACGGUGUUCAAUGACUUCAUUCUGAUGGGAGUCACAAGGCAGCCUAAACUACAGCAUCCCCUUUUUGGGGUCUUUCUCACCAUCUAUAUCAUCACAGUGGUGGGCAACCUGGGCAUGAUCAUUUUGACCCAACUGGACUCUCGCCUACACACACCAAUGUAUUUCUUUAUCAGGCACCUGGCUUUCAUUGAUCUUGGUAAUUCCACUGUCAUUUGUCCCAAGAUGCUGGUAAACUUUGUUGUAGAUAAAAACACCAUUUCUUAUUGUGCAUGUGCUACACAGAUGGCUUUCUUCAUUCUGUUCAUCGUCAGCGAACUUUCCAUCUUGUCGACCAUGGCCUAUGAUCGAUAUGUGGCCAUCUGUAACCCUCUGCUCUACAAUGUCAUCAUGAAUCCAAGACUUUGUCACCUGCUGGUGGGCAUCCCAUACCUCUACAGUAUCUUUCAGGCACUGAUGUUCCCUACAAUGUAUUUUACAAUGACCUUCUGUGGCUCUAAUAUCAUCAGUCAUUUCUACUGUGAUGUUGUUCCCUUGUUACCUAUGCUCUGCUCACAUACACGAGACCUAGAAAUCUUGACCAUACUCUUUUCAGCAUUUAAUUUGAUCUCCUCCCUCCUGGUAGUCUUACUGUCUUAUACACUGAUUCUGUUAGCCAUAUGUCGAAUGCACUCUGCACAGGGCAGGAAGAAGGCUUUCUCCACCUGUGGUUCCCAUCUGACAGUGGUGGUGGUGUUCUAUGGGUCACUUCUCUUUAUGUAUGUGCAACCUAAAUCCACUCACUCUUUUGAAACUGAUAAAACGGCUUCUGUGUUUUACACAUUAGUGAUCCCUAUGCUUAACCCUUUGAUUUACAGCUUACGAAACAAAGAAGUUAAAAAUGCAUUACACAGGGUCUUUAAGAAUCAACACAAAAUUUGUAUUUGA
Messenger RNA from Lepus europaeus (European hare), 942 nucleotides. RefSeq names its product olfactory receptor 8K5-like. NCBI's taxonomy places the organism in Eukaryota, Metazoa, Chordata, Mammalia, Lagomorpha, Leporidae. The record is from RefSeq and is a predicted model, not a curated record. The coding region runs from base 1 to 942 and encodes 313 amino acids. Gene Ontology annotation, molecular function: G protein-coupled receptor activity; odorant binding; olfactory receptor activity. The transcript has a single exon. Gene Ontology annotation, biological process: G protein-coupled receptor signaling pathway; sensory perception of smell. Gene Ontology annotation, cellular component: membrane.